This is a messenger RNA of Mugil cephalus (flathead mullet), 3493 nucleotides long. It is a transcript of the gene rfng, whose product is annotated as RFNG O-fucosylpeptide 3-beta-N-acetylglucosaminyltransferase. The record is from RefSeq and is a predicted model, not a curated record. The coding region runs from base 450 to 1667 and encodes 405 amino acids. Gene Ontology annotation, molecular function: O-fucosylpeptide 3-beta-N-acetylglucosaminyltransferase activity. The transcript is spliced from 9 exons. Gene Ontology annotation, biological process: regulation of Notch signaling pathway; pattern specification process. NCBI's taxonomy places the organism in Eukaryota, Metazoa, Chordata, Actinopteri, Mugiliformes, Mugilidae. Gene Ontology annotation, cellular component: Golgi membrane.
ACAUUGAACUAUUCCGAGUAACUUCACAUGGCUUUCCGAAAUGAGUUUUUGGAACAUUUGGGUAACGUUAGACAGAAGUAGGCGCUUCGAAUGGAAGUGACUUUGUUUCGAUAUCAUGCUUCUUGUUAACACAAAUGGCUUUGAAGUAAUCUGAGUGAGCAGGAGAGGUUCCAGGAAAUCUGUGUUUUUAAAGUCACUUCGGAACAACAACAAAACAACGAAGACGACGAGUCGCACAUUGACGUUAGACCCGGUGCCUUUUAUUCUACAACACAGCCGAUUUUCCAGUUGAAUUUCAGUGAAAUCUUACUCGCUUUUUCCCGAGUAGUUGAAACGUGUGGUCGUGGAAACCAGAAGGCAAAUGUGUCCUGUGAUAUGUCAUGGAUUCCAGCUGAUGGUGAGAUGAUGGGACAAGGUGGUGCUGGAAGCGAUUGCAGCCCUGGAGGCUGAUGAACCCGUACCAUCGACCAGUCAGGAUGCACAUAGUCUCAGUGGGUGUCAGCAAGUUCUGCUUCCUGAUGUCCAUUGCAUUCUGCGGUCUUCUGCUUCUCUUCAUCCCAGCCCUCCAGUCCCGGGCAAGACAAGGGGACCUGCCUCAGCCCCGACCCCAAGUCAAGCCAGCUCAUGCAAGCCAGUCACACCUUGCUGGGGAUCACGCCAGUUCCAUCCAUAGUGAGGAUGUGGACUUGGCCAGAAGACUUAAUAGGAGCUCAGCAGGGCAAGGAAGAGCUACCAAGACUGAACUUAACAAUAAUGAUGACCACAGUCCCAAUAAAGGGGCAGACUCCAGGAGAGCCAUUGAAGGAGGAAAGGUUGGUGGAUUUUCAGGGUUCCGUGACAAACUGAAGCCAAAGGACAUUUUUAUUGCAGUGAAGACUACCAGAAAGUACCACAAGUCCAGACUGGAGUUGCUGAUUCAGACCUGGGUGUCCCAAGCUAAGGAACAGACUUACAUAUUCACUGAUGGUGAGGACAAGGAUCUACGGGUGAGGACAGGAGCUAACAUCAUCAACACCAACUGCUCAGCAGCCCACACUCGACAGGCUCUGUGCUGCAAGAUGUCUGUGGAGUAUGAUAAAUUCAUCGAGUCUCAGAAAAAGUGGUUCUGCCAUGUAGAUGAUGACAACUAUGUGAUCCUGCCAAGCCUGCUACGGCUACUCUCUUCCUACCACCACAGCCAGGACGUCUACCUUGGUCGGCCCAGCCUAGAUCACCCUAUAGAGGCUGCAGAGAGGGUCAAGAGUGAUGGAUCGGUGUCAGUCAAGUUCUGGUUUGCCACAGGUGGAGCAGGUUUCUGUAUCAGCCGAGGUCUGGCCCUGAAAAUGAGCCCCUGGGCAAGUUUGGGAAAUUUCAUCAGCACAGCCGAGAAGAUUCGUCUCCCAGAUGACUGCACCAUCGGCUACAUUAUUGAGGCCCUGCUUGAGGUCACUUUAACCCAUACACACCUCUUCCACUCACACUUGGAGAAUCUCCAGAAGCUACCCAGUGACACUGUGCUGGAGCAGGUGACUCUCAGUUAUGGAGGCUUUGAGAACAGAAGAAAUGUAGUCAGCAUUGCUGGAAGCCUAUCAAUGACAGAGGACCCCACGAGGUUUAAGACAGUCCACUGCCUUCUAUAUCCACAUACUGACUGGUGUCCACAGCUCAAACCUCGGCACAAAAUUUAAAUGCCACUGUGACUGAUAAGCCAAGCCACGCUCAGCUGGAAAUCCAAUCCGUCAGUCAGUUGGUGGAUAUCUUUACCCAAACCUUGACCUCUUCUCUUGCUUUUUGCUUUUGAGAGUCUUCUUCUGGUACUUCAGUUUUCUUCAGUUGCACACCUUUCAGAGAAAUAAGCCAGUAUGUUUGGUCAAUAUGAUAACAGAUGGAGCCAAAGAUUCACUUUUAAGGUUAGCAGAGCAUGCAAGUAGGUAAAACAUGAAAUGAUAAGAGACAAAUCAUUCAACAUUGUAAAUGAGCUGUUUUAGUUCCUAAAGAGAUCCACAAUCUGAAAAGGAAAUGAAGCUGGUAGUUCGGCAGAGCUUAACCUCUGAAGUUCCCUCCACAUGUACACCAAUACAUAUAAUGCUUUAUAUAAUUUCAGUGAAGCUUUUUGUGCUAAUGAUUCAACAAGGAAACUUCACCACUAUCAGAGUCUUUUUAAGUGCCCAGUCAGUAAUGUCUCCUGCAGCAGUGGCCAUACCACAUACUUACAGCUCUUUUCAACUAGGGAAACUUAUUGAAUCUGCUGUCCUGGAUCCUGAUUUUGCUUUCAUUGUUCUCUACAUUGGAAAACAACAGCUAGAUUCCAGAACAAUUAAAGAGGUGGUACUAAUCCAGGUCAUAGAUGAUUGGCCAAGUUGCUGAUGUGGUGAUCAGAUUUUAUCUGUAAAGCUCUUUCCUGCUUAGUCCUACAUCCUUUCAAAAGGUUCAUAUUAUGGCAUAUAUCUCCAGGUAUGGGUCAUGUUCCCAUCGUGGAAAAGCACUUAUGCAUCACUCAUUCAUAUGUUUAUUUUUACCUUCUGGUCAGAUGAAUCCCCAGUGGACAGAGCCAAUGAUACUUUUAAAAUGUGGAUUGAAGAAUUAAUUCAAGCUUGCACUCUUGCUAACUUCAUGAAUGCAUUCUAUGUUAUCUUCUUUAUGGUUCAUCUUUAUGAGUUUGCACUACUUUGAUCCUGUCAGUUCCUGUAUGUAACAGUAGUUACAUUUUGCAGUGUUCUUGUAAAUAUGAGUGAACGUUGUUUUUAAUGUGUGUUAUUGGUUCUUUAUAUAAGUUGUAGCUUUAGCUCUGUAUAUCCUUUCAAGUAGAGCUCCUCUUAGGGCAGAGCUGUACUCCAGGAGGUGGAGACAAAGAUAUCUCAACAUUAUUGCCAUGAAAUCAUAAGUAUUGACUGUGGACAUGAGCUGCUUGCAUUCAGAUCUCCAUUCUUUUAUAGCAAUGCUGGCUGGUUGACUUACCUUUUUGGUCUAGACUGAAAUAUCACAAAAUGACUUAAUGGAUUGUCUUGAACUUUUGUUUGAGUCUCCAGCUAAUAAUUUAAUAACAUAAGUAUGUCUCUUUCCCUUGGAUUUUGAGUAAAUGAAAUCACUAUAACUAUUAAAAAUUCUGUACAGAUACUCAAGACCCCAAGAGACUGAAUAAAAUCAUGUACAGGCAUUGUCCGUAGACAAUAAAUCAUAAAGACAUCAUAUUGUUAUGCACAACCUGAUCAUGAGAGAAGUGAACAGCAUGUCAAGGCCACAGUUUUUUAUGAGAAGGCUUGAAGGAUAAGCAGAUUCUUUGUCUCUACUGACUGCCUACACAGACCAGCAUCAGUAUUUCUGCCUGUAAAUAAUACUUGUGUAAAGCACUGCUUUUUAUUGCACAAGAAAAUAGAAUCCAGACCCCACGCCAUGUGUCCCACUGCAGGUCAGUGGGUGAGAGCGAGUGAAAUGUGUGCUUUUAAACCUUGCCACUGAUGUUUUCUAAUGGUAUGUAUUUUCGCAAAGAAUAAAACCUUUCUGCAGUAUCAAA